Molecule: messenger RNA, 1586 nt
Organism: Salvelinus fontinalis (brook trout)
Lineage: Eukaryota; Metazoa; Chordata; Actinopteri; Salmoniformes; Salmonidae
Product: ethanolamine kinase 1-like
Exons: 4
Coding region: 156-890 (244 amino acids)
Biological process (GO): phosphatidylethanolamine biosynthetic process
Cellular component (GO): cytoplasm
Molecular function (GO): ethanolamine kinase activity
Source: RefSeq, a predicted model, not a curated record
AAAUCGGUCAUUUUUAUGGGUGGGAUUUUCUGAGAGGCGUUGCCGCACUAGAAGCGAGUAGAUUUUUAACCUCCGCAGCCAAGCAAGAGUUCAUACAAACGCAUUUGCAGCCGCCUACAGUGAACUUCUUGUCAAUUUAGCCUGAACCUUUCAUUAUGGCCAACUACAUUCAUGUACCCGACGAGGCUCCCGCUGUACCCAAAAUAGAUGUCACAUUAGACGAGAACGAUUACAGAUCUGGUGCAUUGAGACUAAUCAAGGAACUGAGACCGUUUUGGAAACCAUCCGAGGUCAAAAUGAAGUUCUUCACAGAUGGAAUCACCAAUAAGUUGCUGGGCUGCUACGUGGGCGGGGUCAUGCAGGAUGUGGUCCUGGUGCGUAUCUAUGGCAACAAGACGGAGCUGUUUGUGGACCGGGAGAACGAGGUGAAGAGUUUCCGGACGCUCCACGCACACCGCUGCGCCCCGCGUCUCUACUGUACCUUCAACAACGGCCUCUGCUAUGAGUUCCUACAGGGCCAGGCACUGGAACCUGAACACAUCCGGAGCCUGCCCACGUCCAGGCUCAUCGCGAGGCAGCUGUCUAAGUACCAUGCCAUACAUGCUCACAACGGAUGGGUGCCCCAGUCAGACCUGUGGCUGACAAUGGGCAAGUACUUCGCACUGGUGCCCAAGUUCUUCCAAGACCCAGAGAUGAAUAUGAGGUUAAACAGUGAGGUGCCUAGUCGAAGGCGACUGAGGGAAGAGAUGGUGUGGAUGCAGCAGAGUCUGUCUGUGCUGGGCUCUCCUGUAGUCCUCUGCCACAACGACCUGCUGUGUAAGAACAUAAUCUAUAAUCAGGAAGGAGGUGAGUCUCACCCUGCAUGCCCAAACAUACUGCACUGCACCUAGCCACUAUUGUACUGUCCACCACUACCCAGUCACAGGUAGGCCUGAUUUCAUAUACUGCACCAGAGUUUGGGGUCAAUUCCAUUUUUAAAUUAUGUCCAUUCAGGAAGUCGACUGAAAUUCUGAUUUUCCACAUUGAAGAGAAAUGAGGAGAAAUUGAAUUUGUUUAGUUCUGGAGUUAAAAUAGAUUUGAGGCACUGCACUACUGCUUUGCACGGCAUUCUUCCAGUCACAAGCCACAAACCACAGGAAGGACUGACCAUAGUGUUCAGUAGGUAAAACAUUUGAGAGAACAUUGCGAAGCCUAGGAGGUAUGAAGUACCCAAACAUGUUAAAUUGGCUUAUUUUGGUUUCUGUUUCAAAGUGUUUUCUCCUGUUUUGCUCUACUGAACAGGGCCCUGGCUUUAGUGCAUCUUGUGUAGUCAACUACCAUCACAGAGCCGACAGGCUUUGCCCAUCAUGUCAUGCUAGCUAAGGGUGGGAAGGGAGGGAGCUCCGUAGCCCAUUUUCAUUUUCAUCAAUACAUGUUUUUAUUUGUGGUCCUUUGGGAAUGCUGUUUUGUUUGUGUUGUGAAUGCCUUUGGUACUAACGGCCGCCCGUGUUCAAAGCGGAUGCAAGUAGAAAUGGUCUCAGACCAGACCUGCCAGGUGGCCAAUGGUUGCAGAGGGAGUGGUGUGUUUUUACCUGAGGGUGGGGGGG